AUGGACGUACUCAGCUCACUACGAACAAAUGGCCGCCAAGUCCAUUGCAUUGAUAUGCACACCACCGGCGAGCCAACCCGCAUCAUCUACUCAGGCUUCCCCGACCUCGAAGGCUCACUUCUUUCCAAACGCGAUCAAGCGAAGAACCAAUACGAUGACAUUCGCAAACGCUUGAUGUCAGAGCCCCGUGGACACGAUGGCAUGUACGGUGCUAUCAUCAUCCCCGAGACAGAGCUAGUGCUGUCCGGGGAAGCUGAUAUUGGGGUUCUGUUCACCCAUAAUGAGGGGUACUCCACUAUGUGCGGACAUGCCACUAUGGCACUGGGCCGGUUUCUGGUCGAUACCCAUGACCUGAAUGUGUUUCCCAAAAGAGAAACCUUGAAGUUUGAUGCAGACAGCCAAAGUAUUAAGCUUAACCUGCACGCACCUUGCGGGUUGAUCAGGGUUACUGUGCCUACUACGCCGGACGGAAAGAAAUCCGACCCGUCGCGAUCGGUAUCGUUCCUGUCCGUUCCUUCUUUUGCACCUGCUGUUCAACUUAAGAUUUCCAUCCCGCCGGAAGUUCGCUGGCCUGAACUUGGAACAAGGGACUCGAUCGUUUUGGAUCUCAGCUACGGAGGGGCAUACUACGCCCUCAUCGAUAUCGAAGAGCUCGGCUUCAAAACCUUGAAAGAUGUGGACCUCGAUGCUACUACGCGAUGUAGCCAGAAAUUAUUGCCCUAUCUCAAAACACAUCCGGAAAUUAUUUCCGCAAUCCAACACCCGGAGGACCCUCGUCUUUCGUUCCUCUAUUCUAUAAUGAUGGUGGACUCGAAAACAGGUUUUAACCCUGGCGAUGUAGAUGGUACGGAGACUGGACUUUGCUACUUUGCCGAUAGCCAAAUCGAUCGCUCGCCUACAGGAUCUUGCGUCGCAGCGCGCGUGGCGUUGGCGUAUGAGAAGGGCUUGAGGAAGCCUGGACAGCGCUGGGCGUAUAACUCAUUGGUGUCAAAUAAAUUUGGAGCCGGAGCGUUUACCGCUGAAAUCGCCGGCGAGGAUUCCAUCACUGAUACCAAGGAGAGGAGUAUUCGUUCUGUAGUUGCGAAAGUUGGCGGACAGGCCUUCUAUACCGGGGCGAUGACCUUCAUAGUGGAAGAUGAAGAUGUGGUAUCGAGUAGUGGAUUCACUAUGGCUGAUUCACUCGUCCCUGUAAAUACGACUGAGCUUUUCGAUUUUCUGCCCGAACCCCAUCCGAGUUGUUACCCCAUCGUCAACACAAUGCUAUUCUGCGGCGGAGUCCAAGGUCCACGCCGUCGCAGUCGCGAAAAGGCCAUUCUGGUGACGAUGUUCAUCAUAGGCGCUUUGUACUUUCUGUUCUUCGCGAAGAAGUCGGAACACCGCAAAUUUGUAUCCCACAAUUCAUUAUCCCAUGAAGGUUCACAGCAAAAUUCGCAUUCGGGGCAGGCUUCCCCGUCGCCGGUGCCAAAGUCGCAGACUCUCGAGAAGGACCUGGUCAUUGCUAGUAUGAAGAAGGACGACGUCUCCUGGCUAUAUGAUAACUUUCCUGAAUGGCAUAAGAGUAUCUACGUGGUAGAUGAUAAGCAGGCGGAGUUGACGGUGGACCUGAACAAGGGAAGGGAGUCUAUGGUGUACCUGACGUAUAUUAUUGAUAACUACGAUAACCUCCCCGACGCGAUGCUAUUCAUCCACUCGCAAAGAUACCAGUGGCAUAAUGACGAUCCCUACUAUGACGGUGUCCCAAUGCUCCGCAAUUUCCAGCUCCCCUACCUCCUAAAGCAAGGAUAUGUCAAUCUCCGCUGCGCCUGGGUUCUCGGAUGUCCGGUCGAGAUCCACCCGCUUACUGAUACUCAUCGUGACGACGUCCAUGCAGGCGAGUACUUCAAGACUGGUUUCAUGGAGCUUUUCCCUGGCGUCGAAGUACCAGAGGAAGUCGGGGUUUCGUGUUGUGCGCAAUUCGGUGUCACACGAUCGAAGGUUCUUGAGCGGCCGAAGAGCGAUUAUUUGCGGUUCAGGAAGUGGUUGGCUGAGACGCCGCUGCAGGAUGACCUUAGUGGGCGCAUCAUGGAGUAUUCAUGGCACAUGAUCUUCGGAAAGGGCCCCGUGUACUGUCCCACUGCCGAAGAGUGCUACUGCAAGGUGUUCGGGCUGUGCGACCUAUCUUGUCCAAACCAGGGAGACUGCGCUGGACGCUACGUGCUCCCUCCUUUUUCUUCUCUCCCAGAGGGAUGGCCGUAUAAGGGCUGGAAAGGCCAGGACCAGGACCCGACCAAGGGAUUGCCUGAAGCUUGA
Aspergillus nomiae NRRL 13137 is the source of this 2289-nucleotide messenger RNA. RefSeq names its product putative proline racemase. NCBI's taxonomy places the organism in Eukaryota, Fungi, Ascomycota, Eurotiomycetes, Eurotiales, Aspergillaceae. Gene Ontology annotation, molecular function: hydro-lyase activity. Bases 1 to 2289 code for a protein of 762 amino acids. The transcript has 3 exons. The record is from RefSeq and is a predicted model, not a curated record.